AUGUACAAGUCGCUGGUAACUAGAGAAUAUUGCUUUUUCUUAGUUAACCUGAUCUUGGUUGUUGCAGUGUCUCCGUUUUCUCCCUUCCUUCGCAAGCGACCCCAUGAUAUUGACUAUCUCUAUGCAGCCUCACGUUCAAAACUCGCUAAAACUUCGCCUUCCGAGCUGGGAAAGCUCAAUAACUACAUGUCACUGCAGGAAAAACCUGCUGAAAGAAUCUUGGAUGAUCGCCCUACAUCCGACUUGAUCCCCCCUAUUUCCCUCCUCUACAAAGGCUUUGGUCACUUCCUGGAUGUCUCUUGCGGCCGCGAGGUUAGACCUCACUUGAGUAAGGAGCAACAGGACCUGAAAGGGGCUGUCGAUUCUUUCGCGAAACAAAUGACUCAAAUUUACGACGAUGAGGAUAGCAGGAAGAUGGAUGGUUUACACGGCCUAAACAACAUUUUGCUUUGUGGGAGUGAUAAAAGACUUAUGGUGGCCUCCAUUGGUAGUGUUCGCACAGACGGUCACUUUGAUGGACCACUCGAAGCAGCACUGUGCAUAGUCGAAUUCAAAAAUGAUCUCGUCGAGAUCAGCGCUAUUCCUGCAGUCGAGCUUACUUCCUACGUUGCCCACUCGCACGCGUUGGCUAUGGGACGUUUCGGCGGAGUAUUUAGGAAUUGGAGGGUGCCGUGCCUUGGUUUGACGGUUGUUGGUCCAUAUGUCACGUUCUACGCUAUCAUCUUCCUUCAGCAGUGGCGUGUCGUCCCUCUCACCCCCGCUUUGUCGUGCGUUGCAACUGCAUGCGAAGGUGCCGACCGACGCGCUCUAUAUGCAGCUUUUGCAGGUACCCUGCGUCUAUUAAGCUGCAUAGAUGAAGAUGCAAAACGCUUCGCCGACACACCGCCCACGAUCGAGCUUGCAGAUCCAAUGUUCCCCUAUAUUUCGACGGUGCGCAAGCAUGAGAGAACGGACGAGGAAAUCCAAUUUCGGAUUAUUCGGCGCCACCCCCCCGAAUCAGACUAUCGCCUCCUGUACAUUGCUGAAACAAUUCCCGAUAGGAAUCAAAUCUUCCUGAAGUUCACACGUAGUUACUCGAUCCCACUGCAUGUGUUUUGUGCCUCACGUGGACACGCACCAGCCAUUGUCGGGUCCCAGUCUCUACCAGGAGGUUGGUUGGUUAUUGCCAUGGAGUACCUUUCGUCAUCUGUACCACCAUCCGAUUCACCGAACUUGACCCUUUUCUGCGAUCAGUGGAUAGCUGACUUGCAAGCGCUCAUGCAAGCAUUUCAUGACGACGGCCUGGUUCAUGGAGACCUACGAGAGCCAAACAUCCUUUGCGAUGGAGAAAAGCUGAUGUUAAUCGACUUUGAUUGGGGUGGAAAACUCGGUCAGGCAUGUUAUCCGGACGCACCGCUCUGUUCCGAGUUGACAGAUGGGCGAACUCACACUGACCUCAUGAUUACGAAGGAUGAUGAUGUGCGGGUCUUGCAGAACACGCUCAAAAAACUUGAAGGAAAAAAGACACUGAGGCGAAGGUGA
Cantharellus anzutake is the source of this 1521-nucleotide messenger RNA. RefSeq lists its product as uncharacterized. The transcript has 2 exons. The record is from RefSeq and is a predicted model, not a curated record. The coding region runs from base 1 to 1521 and encodes 506 amino acids. Lineage: Eukaryota; Fungi; Basidiomycota; Agaricomycetes; Cantharellales; Hydnaceae.